Messenger RNA from Trametes versicolor FP-101664 SS1, 276 nucleotides. RefSeq lists its product as uncharacterized. The transcript has 3 exons. NCBI's taxonomy places the organism in Eukaryota, Fungi, Basidiomycota, Agaricomycetes, Polyporales, Polyporaceae. The coding region runs from base 1 to 276 and encodes 91 amino acids. The record is from RefSeq and is a predicted model, not a curated record.
AUGAGCAACAACACCAACCAGACUACCGACAGCAAGAAGCAGGUCGCUGACAGCGACGGUAUCCGCGUCUUUCACCUCCGCAAGCAGCACCCUCUACGACGGGAAGGGCAGCUCAACGACGAAGAAAUCGCCGAAGAAGAGCACGGGAACGAAGCUCGACGACUCCGCGACCUCUUUCGCCAAGAAGGCAGGCGAAGAAGGAUGGAGCUCGCCGACUGCCACGCGCCCCUCUAUGGGCUGAUGAACCUGGCUCUCUCGUUAUCCGACAGCUUGUAA